AUGAUCGAGCUGGACGUGGACUGCGCGUUGUUUGACAGCGCUGCCGUGUGGUCGGCGUUCUGGUCCGUGGACGCGGAAGUUCGGGCGUUUGCGCAAGUGUCACGAUGUUCCCGCUGCUCCGAGCUUAUUAAGAUGCAAAAGGCCGGCUUUUCAUUCUACCACUCAACUCACCGACUACGGCACAAUCACGACGAGUGA
Molecule: messenger RNA, 198 nt
Organism: Phytophthora infestans T30-4
Lineage: Eukaryota; Oomycota; Peronosporomycetes; Peronosporales; Peronosporaceae
Exons: 1
Coding region: 1-198 (65 amino acids)
Source: RefSeq, a predicted model, not a curated record